CAUUUGUGUCUUUGCGAACGCCGUUAAGCGUAGAGCGGCAUAAUUUCUGUCCAGGUGUUUUUGAAAUUAAAAUAUUGUUUGGAAGUUAAAAACCAAAAUUAGAGCACGAUAAAUGAAUAAUUAAAGACGAAAACAGCCGCAGUGACCUAGAGAUAGUGUAAAUUGAGACGCAGAUUAAAGGACGAAAAUUGCACGCAUUAUUAUUAAAAAUGGCGCCAACAAAGAAUACCCGUGCAGUUUCUAAACAAGCUGUAACGACAACUAUGAACUCAUUGUUACCUCAGCCACGGAAAACACUUAAUAGGCGAGGCACAAUCAAUGUCCAGGAUCAAAAUGUUGAUAUAAUCCAGACGCGCGGCAAACGUAAAGCCGAACAUAGUCCGGCUAAAAAUGAAAAAGUUAAGCGAUCAGCGCUUGGUAAUCUCACAAACAACGUUAAAUUAACAACAAUGACGACGAGUAAAUUGCAUACUGAAGAAAACUUAAAGCCAAACCAAAAUUUGACAAAGAGAAAAGAAACGCACAUUAUUGGGACACAUGCGCAAGUGCUUAAAGAAACGCAAAACAUUAUCGGAAAUGUGGACUUGUGUGAACGUAAUAUUUCGCAAAAGAAAAUGGCAACUAGGGCGAGUACGCGAAAUGCUACCAUAUCCAAAUCAACGAUUGCCAAAUUUCUGGUAGAUAAUUAUGCAAAGCCUAAACCGAAGAUUGAACCCAUACCAUCACCGCCAACUCUAAGAUUGCCUGUUUUGGCUCCACCCUCUCCAGUAUUAGCCACAGUGCCAAUAAAACCAUCUCUGCCCAAUAAGCCAGUACGAAGAAUUUCGAAUGAAUUCAAUAAAACUGAAGAAAGCUUGUACAUGUCGGCACUCGAAGAUAUUUCCAGUUCCGAGUCAAUUCGUUUAUCUGGUAAUUUCGAGGCUGCAAAGCGGCGUUCGGCAUUACUAUUACAAGAGAAGAAGAAAAUUGAAGGUACACCCGAUAAAGAAAUUGGUGAUAAACCGCCGCCUACAUCGGUGCCGGUAGGCGUUGAAGAUUUUGACAAGGCUAACUGGAAUGAUAUCUUUCAAGUAUCUCACUAUGCCAUGGAUAUUUUUAAUUAUAUGAAAUCACGAGAGGAAGAGUUUCCUGUAACAGAUUAUAUGGAAAAACAAAUACAUUUGACCAAAUGGAUGCGCACAUUAUUAGUUGACUGGAUGGUCGAAGUGCAAGAGACGUUCGAAUUGAAUCAUGAAACACUCUAUUUGGCGGUAAAAAUUGUGGAUCUCUUCUUAUGUCGCGUUAUUAUCAAUAAGGAUGUACUGCAGUUGCUUGGUGCAUCUGCACUUUUUAUCGCAUGCAAAUUCGAUGAACGAACACCGCCCUUAAUAGAGGAUUUCCUUUAUAUAUGUGACGGCGCGUAUAAACACAAUGAAUUAAUACGUAUGGAAAUGACGACACUUCGAACUAUAAAUUAUGAUCUGGGCAUACCGUUGUCAUAUCGAUUUUUACGACGUUACGCCCGUUGCGCCAAAGUUUCAAUGCCAACGCUCACAUUAGCACGUUAUAUUUUAGAAUUGUCACUAAUGGAUUAUGCAACUAUUCAGUUUAGCGAUUCAAAACUUGCAUGUGCAGCUUUGUUUAUGGCUUUGCGCUUAGAUGGCGAUACAAAUCCCUGGACAUUGACGCUGGAAUACUAUACUGGAUAUUUGUUGACUGAUUUCGCUGAAAUCGUACCCAUUUUAAAUGCUACAUUGCAUCGCAAACCUAAAGUAAAGACAAUACGUAGUAAAUAUUCACAUAAAAUAUUCCAUGAAGUUGCCAAAGUCCCACUACUUACCACUGAAGAACUCUUUGAGAACAUUUUAGACCUAAAUAUUAGCAUAAAACUUGAUGAAUCUAAUAGUUCGUAAAAUAUAUAUUUAGCUAACUUAGUUGAAGACUUAUUCAUUUCAUAAUUACCAGUAAACAACCCAAAUCACGACAUACUGAGCAUUUAAUAAACGUCAACUCCAUUAUAUAUAUAAAACAUUACCAACCUCACACAUAAUACUUUUAGAUUUAAGCAACAUCGAUAUUAAAUUAGUUUAUAUAUUUUUGUUUUGUCUUUUAAGUUAUUUUAAUAAUGAAACUGAACAUUUGAUAAAAACAUUGCAUUUGCAGUUUGUAGUUUGUAUUUCGUUAUAAUUUUAUUAUGCAAUCAACAAAAAAAAAAAACUGCGCGUAAUGCAAUUUUCGCGCUGUCAUAGUAAAAAAACGCAUAAUGACAUUUUAUUUUAUUAUUUAAACAUAUUUCAGAAAUUAUAUUUUAUGUAGUCAUUUAGUUGCACAGCUAAGCCUGCACGUGACCAAUAUGGCUCACUACAAAAAUGAGGACUGACGGAAUUCUACACCUAACUUAAGGAACAUACUACAUACGCAAAGGGAUAACCUACGCAUUUCCAUUGCCAUAGCAAAAGCAAUUCAACUUUGUAAACUUACUCUAUCAGAACUAUGUAAAUUUUAAUAAAGAAACUGCAAAAAGCCA
Molecule: messenger RNA, 2506 nt
Organism: Bactrocera neohumeralis
Lineage: Eukaryota; Metazoa; Arthropoda; Insecta; Diptera; Tephritidae
Gene: CycB3
Product: G2/mitotic-specific cyclin-B3
Exons: 2
Coding region: 210-1892 (560 amino acids)
Biological process (GO): regulation of cyclin-dependent protein serine/threonine kinase activity; mitotic cell cycle phase transition
Cellular component (GO): cytoplasm; cyclin-dependent protein kinase holoenzyme complex; centrosome
Molecular function (GO): cyclin-dependent protein serine/threonine kinase regulator activity
Source: RefSeq, a predicted model, not a curated record